GGGGCGGAGCGGGGAGGGGCGGGAACCGGGCUGCUCAGGCUGCGGCUGCGCGUUGCGGCUCUUCGUAGUUCGCCCGGGCGGGCGCGGCGGCGGCAGAGGCAGAGGCGGAGGCGGAGGCGGCGGCGCGGGCAGGGAUGCGGCGCUACCUGCGGGUCGUAGGGCUGUGCCUGGCCUGCGGCUUCUGCUCGCUGCUGUACGCCUUCAGCCAGCUCGCGGUGUCCUUGGAGGAAGGAGCGGCCGGAGGCCGCAGGCCGCAGGCCGCGGUGGUUUCCUGGCUGGCGGACGGCAGACGCGGCGCCGGGAGAGGCGCGGGCAGCGAGGGCCCGGGCCGGACGGGCAGGUGUAAAGAGUUCUCUCUCUGUUACUGGAAUCCCUAUUGGAUGCUGCCCUCUGAUGUUUGUGGAAUGAACUGCUUUUGGGAAGCGGCUUUUAGGUACACUCUGAAGACAAGGCCCGAGGAGAAAAUGCACCUUGCUGUCGUUGCCUGUGGUGAGAGACUGGAAGAAACUGUGACUAUGUUGAAGUCAGCUCUGAUCUUCAGCAUCAAGCCACUGCACGUCCACAUUUUUGCUGAAGACCAACUGCACAAUAGCUUUAAAGACAGACUUGACAGCUGGUCCUUUCUACCGAGGUUUAACUAUAGCCUGUACCCCAUCACCUUCCCCAGCGACAGUGCCGUGGAGUGGAAGAAGCUCUUUAAGCCCUGUGCUUCCCAGAGGCUGUUCUUGCCGUUAAUACUGAAAGAAGUUGACUCACUGUUGUAUGUGGACACUGAUAUCCUUUUUUUACGACCUGUCGAUGAUAUUUGGUCAUUACUAAAGAAAUUUAAUUCCACACAAAUCGCUGCGAUGGCACCAGAACACGAAGAGCCCAGAAUUGGAUGGUAUAAUCGCUUUGCCCGGCAUCCGUACUACGGGAGGACGGGCGUGAACUCUGGAGUGAUGCUGAUGAACAUGACCCGGAUGAGGGGGAAGUACUUCAAGAACGAUAUGACAACUGCGCGGCUACAGUGGGGAGACAUACUUAUGCCAUUGCUUAAAAAAUACAAACUAAACAUCACGUGGGGUGAUCAAGAUCUGUUAAAUAUCAUGUUUUUUCAUAAUCCAGAGAGCCUUUUUGUUUUUCCCUGUCAAUGGAAUUACCGACCAGAUCACUGUAUAUAUGGAAGCAACUGCCGCGAAGCAGAAGAAGAAGGAGUCUUUAUUCUUCAUGGAAACAGAGGGGUUUACCAUGACGACAAGCAGCCAGCGUUUAGAGCUGUGUACGAAGCACUAAGAAAUUGUUCUCUUGAGGAUGAUUCCGUCCGUUCCUUACUAAAACCUUUAGAACUGGAAUUACAGAAGACAGUUCACACGUACUGUGGAAAAACGUACAAACUGUUUAUCAAGCAGUUGACAAAGAGCAUAAGAAACCGUUAUGACACUCCACCGAAGGAAAGGUGAUUCUUCGCGACUGAAGUAAAUGGAUGAAACAGCAGCGCCUCAGGAGAUGUGAAGGAAUAGUAUUGGAAAAGGAUUUAGGGAGACAUUUCUGUCUCCAGAACAACCCUCUCUGGAAGAAUGAAAGAGCAGUCUAUUCAUGCCAUGAAGGAUAAGCCUAAACCCUUGUGCUCCAGUAAGAAGACACUUUGAUCUCUGAUAUUUUGUAGUGUUACUUGGUGUCAUUCCAGCGUUAAUGAAAGCAUUGGACAGUGUGGGCUGUGAGCUGGGUUGGCUCUUAAUCAAGUAAGGAAGGACUGGGAGGAUGGAUGGAGAAAAUGUACCUCGAACAUAGUGGAGACAUUCAAGCUGUGAGUGUAGCAAUAAUUUAUGUCAGCACUAACCUCACUUUAAAGUGUGAGAAAAAGUUUACAGGAGCAGAAAGGUUCUGUUUCUUAAGAAAUGUGAUGUAACCAAUGUAACCAUUGACAAUCUAUGUACCCGCAUACAUUUCAUCUCUGCUCUACAAUAUUUGGUGACAAUCAUGUUUGAGAUUAUUUGUAGAUUUUAAGUAAGCUGCACAUUUAAAAAUUAGCUGUAUGAAAAAGGAGAAAAUAGUGAAAACUUAAAGGAGGCAUUGUGUGUAUGAGUGUGUGUGUGUGUGUGUGUGAAUGCGUGUGCGUUUGUCUGUGUGUGUGUGUGUUGACAAAUGAAGUGUGUUCAUUUUGUAUGUAUUAAACUGUCUUGCCAAACCUAAGCUCUAAGAUAUUUGGGGACAUUUUAAAAAUCACUUUAAGUGAAAAAUUUCAGCUUUACUGGGCAUUCUGGAAGCAAAAUAUAUUAUGCUGAGAAUAAAGUAAGAACCUAAGCGCAACACUAACAGGAUGGUGGAAAAUGUCACGGACCAAAUACAUAAGCCUGGGAGAUUAACAGUGGUCCAUUCAGACUCUCCUUCUACCUCAAGGCACAUUUCCAGGAUCCUUUUGAAGAGGCAGAUGCAGAGCCUUACUUUAGAUUAGACAGAUGUGGAGAAAGAAGAUUUUUAUAUCUAGCUGUAGAAAAAGUCGUUUUGAUUUGGGUAAAUGUGCAUUUCUUAUUUUGAACACCAUUGAAGACAGUUGCCUUUUUAAAGUCUGGAAGAUGAGAAACAUUGCUCCUUGCUCAUCUUGCCUGGACACCUAAUGUAUUCUGAGUGGGUCUGGGGCACAGAUUUCUUCCUACCAGGUGCUCCCGGGUCCUGGGCUGUCUUUUUUCUCUUGGAUUUUUAAUGCUUACAUGAAGAAAGGGAAGUUAUGAAGGAACAAACAGUAUCAGUUGUGAAGACCUCGUAUCCUCUGUAGGAAUAUCCAAAAGAAGUGAUCAGAACAGUUGUUCCAACUUCUGUAGUUCAGCCAGAGACGGACUGAGAAGGUUUAAACCACCAUCGAAAGUAUCUGCCAGGAGAGGAAUUGCUAACUAGCUCAGUGUUCAGAUAGGCUGAGGGAGUGGCAGCCAUGAUUCCUUGCCAGAAUGCCAUCGUAAAGUAAGAUCUUGUGGACUGUGUUCAGUUUAGCUUGUUAGGGGGAAACACGGGGUGGAACCUUAUCCUUUGGCUAAUGAUGUGAGGGGUGCUUGCCCAAAACAGGUGGCCCACAUAUAUAUAUAUAUAUAUAUAUAUAUAUAUAUACUGCAUCUAGGAAGGAGUCUUUAAGACAUGUUUUAAAUGAAGAGAUUAAAAAUUACAUCAAAGUAGAGUAGGGCUAUACCUCAAUAUUCAGAGUGCUUGCUUCAUGUGUUCAAGGCCCAACAGUACAGAAAAUAAUAGAAGAUGAGAAGGAUAUUAGAGCCUCAUGCAGCGGCUCUCACUGGUCAUGUCUGUCACUGGUCAGGGUCUUGCCACAUUUACUUCAUUUAUUCCUUUCCUAUAUUAAAGUCUCAGGCAUCAUUCCAUAUCCCUGCAGUGAUGGCUUCGGUACUUUCAAGUAACUAUAGCAACUACAUCAUCCCCAGCAAAAGCAGCAGCUGGCCUUUGGUUCCAUCUCAUCACCAGUCCUUAAACCCAUAUCCCUGCUUGUCUUAAAUACGAGUGGGACACGAUGACUCUGCUUUAAAUGAGUUCCUCAGAAGGUUUCCCUAUCAGUUAAGUUUAGGAAGCACUGGAAAUUAUUAUGCUAUUUUUAAGGUUGAAGUUAUUGGUAGAGGUGCUGAAUUAUAAGUGCCAUAUUUGGAUAAAGGAACAGUUGGGGUUAUUGGUGAGAGGGAUUCAUAUGAGCAAGUUCCUUCAGAUGCUGUCUUCUCAGUAGCUGAAGACUCAGCCCCAUGCGCUCCACUGUGAUUACUUGAGGCUGUUUAGAGAAAGGAUUUUAAAAUGCACCAGACUUCAUUCAUAUGAAAGGAAUUAGGAAAAACCUUUAGAAAGUCUGUUUUAAGGAAAUGCAGUUUUCCUUUAUGAAGAGGAGCUAUGCCAUGCUUGUCAGUGUAAUGACGAGAACAGAUGGGGACUGGCCUGGAUUUCCUUCUUUGUGGGCUUGGGAGGUGUGCUGACUACAGUGCCAGAGAGGUGAGGCCUGGAUGAGGUGACUGGAGGAGCGCAUGUGGCUCCUCAGCCCUACCACUGUUGAUGGAGCCCGGUUUUACCAUGGGCUGCCUCCUGAGCUGGGAGCUUUUUGAGUUCUCCAGUGUAGAUUUGUUGAUUGUAUGUGGAAGGAACAGGUUAAUUUAAGGAAGAGGAAGUAGAGAAGAAAGGAGGAUGCAAAUGAGUAGUUAAAGAGGGAGAGAGAGGGUUAAAAGAAUGGCAGAAGGUGGAGUGAAAGAAAGAUGGAAGGAUAGUGGGGAGACGGAGAGGUGCAUGUGGAGGAAACAUGGGGUCCCUGCCUAGGUCAGCGCUUGCCUUGCGCUGCCUGGAGCCCAUGGCUUGUUAGAGUCAUCGAUACUAGGCGUGUUCCUGGCUCACUGGGCACUUAGUGGUAGUUGUCUUUUUUUUUUCCCUUCCCUGUGGAAACACAUACUUUCUAUUUUGAUGUCCUUUAGCUUCUCCAGAGGAAGUCUAUGUGAAGGGAACUGCAUUGUAAUGUCUAAAUCUCCUAUGGGUUUUCCCUAGUACUGUUAAUAAGAGCCAGUAUGGCCGUUUGUUGUUGUAAAGUCUAAUAGCUAUUUCCAACUUUUAUACAAAAAUCUCCUCAGGAAGUACUGAAAUGUUAUAAAAUAAUCCUUGGCUUGUGGCGUUGCCUGGAAUGGUGGCUGGGACAGUGGGUACAUCUACUUAUUCCUCUGCGGGGAUACUUUCUACUGAACUGUUGUCAGUAGAUUCAGGAGGACAGGAGAUAGUAGAAACAGUAAAAGCAAAACUUUAAAGAGUAUUAUUCACCGUCAGGACAGAGAGCUGGCUCAGUGAUUAUGAGCACUCGGUCCCAGCACCCACAUGGUGGUCCACAACUACCUGUAACUCCAAUUCCAGAGAUCCAACACCCUCUAACCUCUGUGGGCACCAGACACACAUGUGGUCCACAUAAAUACACACAGGCAACACAUACAUACACCUAAAAAAAUUAAAAACUACUCAUUGUCCUUUUCAGUUGCUUAUAUUAAAUAGCGCAAGCACAGCCAACCUCUUUGAGGUGUUUUUAGAAAGACGGUUGAACUGUCGUCUUAAAAAUGCUUUUGGUUUUUUGGAAUAGAGAAGAAAAAUAGAGUGUGCAAUAUGUUAGGUGUGGGGCCAGCUAUCCAUUUAGUAAGUAUAAUUUCAAGUGUCUUAAAGUAAUAAUCGCCUUACUGCAGUUUAAUAUUCAGUGGCGGGAGGCUGAGCCAACUGCCGUGUUUCGCAGUGCUCAUCUGUCCUCCGUGGCCAAGCAGCCCUUCUUUCUUUCUUCUAAAGCCUGCCUAACUUCUUCUAAUGUUUGUAAGUUUUUUAAUUCAUUGAAGAUAAGAUUUUUAAAAAAAAGCAACUCUGAGUUCUAUAGAUGUAAGACAGAUGUCUAAAAGCUGUUACAAGGAUCAGACCUGGGCAUGGUGGCACAUGACUGUUACCUAGUACUUGGGAAGGGGAGGUGCAUGCAAGGCCAGUGUGUGGCCUUUGCUGAGCUCGUGUCUCAAAAAACCACACAAACACAAAACAAACAAACAAACAAAAAAACAGAAACAAAACCAAAAAAACAAAAACCCCAGAAAACCAAAAAAGCCUCUAGCAGUGUAUGUUAGUCAAAUUUGUAGUACUUAGAAAAUCAUGAGACAGUGUGUCAUCCUAGAUUGGCCUGGGCCAUCUACAGUUGAUUACACAGCAGUGUCAGGUUUACUUCUGAGAGCUUGUCACCUCAUCCUAGCUAAUCAUUACAAGGAUCUCCUGGGAUUUCCUUAGACUUCUAUAAAUUUAUGUUUCAGCCAGGAGCUUUGUAGGGAGUUUCCCUCAAUAAUACUGUGAACUAGACAUUUUACUAUCAACCUUGAGAAUUGAUUGGGACCUUUGACCUGUGUAGAUUACAUAUGCAGUAUGACUAUUAGAGCAUCUUCACGUAUGUGGCACACCAUGUCCGCUCCUUCUAGAAGUUCAUUAAGAGAUGGUGACAUCUUAUAUGUCAUUUAAAAAGUAAAUUGUUUCACUGUGGUAGUUCAGUGGGGUACUACUAUUUGAACUGUUGCAAGUGGACUUUUUAAAAGUAAAAAUACUAUAAUAGCUAUUUUCAGCUUUUGUAUAAAAUCUCUUCAGGGAAUACUGAAAUGUUAUAAAAUAACCCACAGCUUGUGGCCUUGUUCUGGACUGUGCCUAUUCAGAGUUCAGCAGAACAUGCCUUUAUUACAUGAAUUCAUCGAUACGUGAGAGCUGGGUCAGAGGAAUUUGAUGAGCUCUGUAUCAGAAGGUCUGUGAGGUGGAAAUGAGAACCUGGAACAGGCUGCAAGUGUUCAUUUUUGCCAAGCAUUUGCUUGAGUCUGUUACUGUGCGGAGCACAGCUGUCUGAAGCUGCAGGAAGGUGUCGUGAUGAGCCAUGCUGUGUAGACAGUACUGCCUCAGAACUUCUUUUACCUUAAAAUGGUUUGGUUUUAUAAUAAUGGGGUAUCUUUAAGUCACUUGUGUAUCUUGAGAAUUCUUAACGGGGAGUAUAAAAGUGUAGCCUCGGGGUCUAGCCUACCAGUAUUGGAAGAUGCCUUGUUCUGUUCUGGACGGCUCAGCUCAGGUGUUUCUUGAGAAACUUGAUUGCUGUUACUAAAUAUGUACUCAAUAAAUGUUGGAUUUCCUCA
Mastomys coucha (southern multimammate mouse) is the source of this 6629-nucleotide messenger RNA. It is a transcript of the gene Gxylt1, whose product is annotated as glucoside xylosyltransferase 1. The transcript has 8 exons. Gene Ontology annotation, molecular function: UDP-xylosyltransferase activity. Lineage: Eukaryota; Metazoa; Chordata; Mammalia; Rodentia; Muridae. The coding region runs from base 135 to 1442 and encodes 435 amino acids. Gene Ontology annotation, biological process: protein O-linked glycosylation via N-acetylgalactosamine. The record is from RefSeq and is a predicted model, not a curated record.